ACGCGUCGUCUGUAAACCCUUCGCGUCUAAGCAUUUCGUUAUCAGUUUGAAUCUUCAAUCUCUCUCUCAGAUUUAGAUCCAUUGAAAGAGAUCUUUUGCAUUGUUGCUGUUGAUAUUUAAUCGUAACUGACUCAGACUACGCGAUCGAUUGACUCGGCGAGGCUUUAGGAGGAGAGAGAGACAUGGGAGGCGCGCCUUCGACGCCGCAAAAAACCGGCGGUGGCGACGAUGUUUCCGUGGCGGAGUAUCUCAUUUCGACUUUCGUCGGGGAGAAAUCGUUCCCCCUGGCGUCUGAUUACUGGAACAAGCUGCUCGAGCUUCCGUUGAGCUCUCGCUGGCCUAGUGAUCGUGUUCGCCAGGCCUGCGAGCUUUUCGGACGAAGCAAUGGAUACACUAGGCACCUUGCGAAGCUGUUGAUUCAUCUGUCGUGGUGUUUGCAAGAGCUUCUCCAAGAUUCUGAUGAUGAUCAGGCUUCUUCUAUCUAUAAGAGAGCUGUUAACGCAACGUAUAUUUCGUCAGUGUUUUUGAAGCAUCUGAUUGAGAAUGGAAAAAGUGAUGGCCUCGUGGAGUUGCAUCUAUCUCUAGACGAGAGCGAGCCAGUUCCUCAUGGCUUUGUAAUGGAUCAAGACAUCCAGAAUUUUGUUAUGCAUAGUGUGCUAAACUUCAUUGGAUCAACUGAAGUGAGUCCGAACUCGUAUGUUCUACAUCAGGAACUUCUGAACUUCAUGAUUGUUGCAAUGUCUACACAGCUUCUCUCCGGGCCAUCACCUGGACCAAGAGAUGCGAACCCUUUUAUUGAUGCAGCAAUGUCUCAGGAGAAGUCUUUAGUUUGUCUGGCUGUCAGAAGAUUGCUACUUAAUUAUAUUUCCCGUACGCCUCCAAAUGCUAAAACCUAUUUGUAUUCUGAUGGAGAUUCACCAGGCAUUUUGGAAAGAGUUGGUUCUGCAGCUGCGACAAUUGUGCUCUUGCCUUUGAACUAUCUUGUAAAUAACAGUGGUGACGGAUCUAAACAUCCACUAGCGGAGUUCAGCCUUCAUGUUUUGCUAAUCCUCACUAAUUACCACAAGCCUAUCAUGAGUGAUGAGUCAUUGACGGAUAAAAGUGAUGACAGUGGUACUUCAGAAUUGGUAUCUAAAGGGCAUGCAUUUUCCUCCGGCAAUAUCUUUAGCAAGGCUCUGGCAAAUGCUAGAGAUGUCGAAUUUGAUCGCUCAGAUGUUGAGGGAAAUGCCUACCCUGGUCCACAUGUUCGGAUACCAUUUGCUUCUUUAUUUGAUACUCUUGGCAUGUGUUUGGCUGAUGAGGGCGCUGUCUUACUCCUCUAUUCGUUGCUGCAAGGGAACUCCGACUUUAAAGAGUAUGUUUUGGUGCGAACUGAUUUGGAUACUAUGUUGAUGCCUAUUCUGGAAACGUUGUAUAACGCUUCGAAGAGAACAUCAUCCAAUCAAAUAUACAUGAUGCUCAUUGUACUUCUCAUCCUUAGUCAGGAUUCAUCAUUCAAUUCAAGCAUUCACAAGAUGAUACUUCCUAGCGUUCCAUGGUACAAGGAGCAUCUCCUUCAUCAGACGUCUCUUGGCUCCUUAAUGGUCAUUAUUCUCAUCAGAACAGUGCAACACAACCUUUCUAAACUGAGGGAUGUGUAUCUGCAGACUACAUGCCUUGCAACCUUGGCUAACAUGGCACCCCAUGUCCAUCAUCUUAGUGCAUAUGCCUCGCAGAGGCUUGUCAGCCUUUUCUACAUGCUUUCUCGAAAGUAUAACAAGUUAUCGGAGUUGACAGGUGAGAAGCAGCAAAGUAUCAAAAUAAGUUUGGCAGGAGAGGGUGAUGGCGUUUCUGAAGAUCUGGCAGCAGAGUUGCAAAUCUUUACUGAUUUCUUGAGACUUGUCCUUGAUAUAUUAAAUGCAAUUUUGACGUACGCUUUACCAAGAAAUCCAGAGAUCGUGUAUGCAGUUAUGCAUCGGCAAGAAGUGUUCCAACCUUUCAAGAAUCAUCCGAGAUUUCAUGAGCUAGUCGAAAAUAUAUACACAGUCUUAGACUUUUUCAAUAGCCGCAUGGACUCUCAAAGAUCGGAUCGAGAAUGGUCAGUGCAGAAAGUUCUUGAAUUCAUCAUCGACAGUUGUCGGUUUUGGCGAGGCGAAGGCAUGAAGAUGUUUACUCAACUUCACUUCUCAUAUGAGCAAGAGAGCCACCCAGAAGAGUUCUUUAUUCCAUACGUUUGGCAACUAGCUUUUUCCAGAUGCGGAUUUAGCUUUAAUCCGGACGCUAUCAACUUAUUCCCAUUGCCACACCAAGUUGAGAAACAGGGAGAAGAGGGGAGAGGAGAAGAAGUGGAAGAAGGGAAAGAGAAGAAGGUGCAAGAGCUGAUCGAGCAGAGAAUCGUCUUGGAUCCAUAGUAGGAGAGAGUCCGGGUGGGAGGGUGUAUGUAAAUAUUUAUACGGUUCAAAUAAGAUAAAUACUGAAAAAGACGUAAUUAUUCUCCAUUAAUAGUGUGUAGAUCCUCGUCUCUUUUUUGUUUUAUGAACGUUAAUGUCCUUAACAUA
Molecule: messenger RNA, 2537 nt
Organism: Brassica napus (rape)
Lineage: Eukaryota; Viridiplantae; Streptophyta; Magnoliopsida; Brassicales; Brassicaceae
Product: dymeclin
Exons: 18
Coding region: 183-2390 (735 amino acids)
Biological process (GO): Golgi organization
Cellular component (GO): Golgi apparatus
Source: RefSeq, a predicted model, not a curated record